This is a messenger RNA of Eubalaena glacialis (North Atlantic right whale), 978 nucleotides long. It is a transcript of the gene OTP, whose product is annotated as orthopedia homeobox. The coding region runs from base 1 to 978 and encodes 325 amino acids. The transcript has 3 exons. The record is from RefSeq and is a predicted model, not a curated record. Lineage: Eukaryota; Metazoa; Chordata; Mammalia; Artiodactyla; Balaenidae. Gene Ontology annotation, biological process: regulation of DNA-templated transcription; neuron differentiation. Gene Ontology annotation, molecular function: DNA binding; DNA-binding transcription factor activity, RNA polymerase II-specific.
AUGCUGUCUCACGCCGACCUCCUGGACGCCAGGCUAGGUAUGAAAGAUGCCGCCGAGCUUCUGGGCCACCGGGAGGCGGUGAAGUGUAGGCUGGGCGUGGGGGGCUCCGACCCCGGGGGCCAUCCGGGGGACCUAGCGCCCAACUCCGACCCAGUCGAGGGAGCCACUCUGCUGCCCGGGGAGGACAUCACCACAGUGGGCUCUACGCCGGCCUCUCUGGCGGUGAGCUCAAAGGACCCGGACAAGCAGCCGGGGCCCCAAGGUGGCCCGAACCCCAGCCAAGCAGGUCAGCAGCAGGGCCAACAGAAGCAGAAGCGCCACCGGACGCGCUUCACCCCGGCGCAGCUCAACGAGUUGGAGAGGAGCUUCGCCAAGACUCACUACCCCGACAUCUUCAUGCGCGAGGAGCUGGCGCUGCGUAUCGGGCUGACGGAGUCCCGAGUGCAGGUCUGGUUCCAGAACCGGCGCGCUAAGUGGAAGAAGCGCAAGAAGACCACCAACGUGUUCCGUGCGCCGGGGACGCUGCUGCCCACGCCAGGCCUGCCUCAGUUCCCGUCGGCCGCCGCCGCCGCCGCCGCCGCCAUGGGCGACAGCCUGUGCUCUUUCCAUGCCAACGACACCCGCUGGGCGGCAGCCGCCAUGCCGGGAGUGUCGCAGCUGCCGCUGCCGCCGGCGCUGGGCAGGCAGCAAGCCAUGGCACAGUCGCUGUCCCAGUGCAGCCUGGCGGCCGGGCCGCCGCCCAACUCCAUGGGCCUGUCCAACAGCUUGGCGGGCUCCAACGGCGCGGGGCUGCAGUCGCACCUCUACCAGCCUGCCUUUCCCGGCAUGGUGCCCGCCUCCCUCCCCGGCCCCAGCAACGUCUCCGGCUCGCCCCAGCUCUGCAGCUCCCCGGACAGCAGCGACGUGUGGCGGGGCACGAGCAUCGCCUCCCUCCGCCGCAAGGCGCUAGAGCACACAGUCUCCAUGAGCUUCACUUAA